Molecule: messenger RNA, 15022 nt
Organism: Magallana angulata
Lineage: Eukaryota; Metazoa; Mollusca; Bivalvia; Ostreida; Ostreidae
Exons: 82
Coding region: 229-14328 (4699 amino acids)
Biological process (GO): cell-matrix adhesion
Molecular function (GO): calcium ion binding
Source: RefSeq, a predicted model, not a curated record
AUUUGAGAAGACGGCUAUAUACAACGCCCUGGUGAAACUAGUUCGCCUAUUUCAUUUACCCCGGUGUGAAUUUACCGCUCGGAACUGCGGUGGACUGUUUGCAAUUUCUGUGUUUCGGAAGGAUAUAUAUAUAUAUAUUCAGUUGUUUUGGGAAUAUAUUCCUUUCAGGUGCUAGAGGAUUAAAAACCUUAAGGAAAAGUCAAUCGACUUUUCCAUAUUUUAAGGACAAUGAAGAUUGGAGGAGCACUACCCUGCACUGUCCUGACACUGAUUGCUCUAGUCCUUUCCAAUAAUGGCUGUCUCGGAAGUACGACGGAAGCAACAUCAACAACAGUAGAAAGUACACCUACUACAAAUACAGAACAAUCAACAACUACAACUGAACAAACAACUACAACAACAGACUUAACAACUUCAACAACAGAACCAACAACCACUACAACAGAACCAACAACCACUACAAUAGAUACAACUACAACAGAUCCAACUACAACUACAAUAGAGUUAACAACUACAACAACAGAACCAACAAUUACUACCACAACUACCACUAUUACAGAGUCAACAACCACUACAAUAGAACUUACUACAGCUACAACAGAACCAACAAUCACUACACCAGAGACAACAACCACUACAACAGAACCAACUACAACUACAACAGAGCCACCAUCCACGACAACAACUGCAGUACCAACAGAAUGUCACUGCUUAACGUCAACAGAAUUAACAACUUCAUCUACUACAGCAGAACCCACAAGUACUUCAUCAGAACAAACAACCACCACAACAGACCCAACAACGGUGUGUAACUGCUUAACAUCAACAGAAGUAACAACAACUACAUCUGUAACUACAUCUACUACAACAGAGCCAACAACGACUUCAACAGAACCACCAACCACUUCAACAACAGGACCAACAACUACUUCAACAACAGAACCACCAAUCACUACAACAACAGAACCUCCAACCACUUCAACAACAGAACCAACUACUAUUCCAACAACAGAACCUCAAACCACUUCAACAACAGAACCACCAACCACUACAACAACAGAACCACCAACUACUUCAACAACAGAACCACCUACUAUUUCAACAACAGAACCUCCAACCACUUCAACAACAGAACCACCAACCACUACAACAGAACCUCCAACCACUUCAACAACAGAACCACCAGUCACUACAACAAUAGAACCACCAACCACUUCAACAACAGAAACACCAACCACUUCAACAACAGAACCACCAACCACUUCAACAACAGAACCACCUACUACUUCAACAACAGAACCGCCAACCACUUCAACAACAGAACCUCCAACCACUUCAACAACAGAACCACCAAUCACUUCAACAACAGAGCCUCCAACCACUUCAACAACAGAACCACCAACCACUUCAACAAUAGAUCCACCAACUACUUCAACAACAGAACCACCAACCACUUCAACAACAGAACCACCAACCACUUCAACAACGGAACCUCCAUCCACGUCAACAACAGAACCACCAACCACUCCAACAACAGAACCACCAACCACUCCAACAACAGAACCACCAACCACUUCAACAACAGAACCACCAACCACUUCAACAACAGAACCUCCAACAACAUCAACAACAGAACCACCAACCACUUCAACAACAGAGCCUCCAACCACUUCAACAAAAGAACCACCAACCACUUCAACAACAGAACCACCAACUACUUCAACAACAGAACCACCAACCACUUCAACAACAGAACCACCAACCACUUCAACAACAGAACCUCCAUCCACUACAACAACAGAACCACCAACCACUACAACAGAACCACUAAACAUAAGUUUUAAAGCAAUUGUAAAAAUCGAUGCAGUGUAUGCUUUUACGACAACCCCCGAGGCUGAUAUGGAGACAGCGUUUAGAACAGUAUUCAAUAGCACCACGGGAUUUUUACGUAUUGACGUAAUUAAUGUAAUAAACGGAAGUAUUGUUACUGAUUUCAACGUCGUUGUUGAGUUAUCCUCUGAAGAAGAAGCACAGCGCGACCUGGCAAAGAUCUAUCGACAGUUACUGACAGGCGAAGUUAAAGUCCAUUUCAACAGCCAAGAUUACUCUGUGGAGGAGUUGACAAUUACUAGCAGGAAUGGACAAAACACAUCGUUCAACUCUUCUGUUGACAUUUGUGCCAUAUUCAUCAGUAUCAACGAAUGUUCAUUUGGAGUUUGUUUGGCAGUAGGGGAAGAUCCACAAUGCAUGAAUGUAACAACCACAACAGAUAUGACAAGCUCGGUAACAUAUACUGCAACUACAACAGAGCCACCAACAACUACAACAGAGGCACCAACAACUACAACAGAGCCACCAACAACUACAACAGAGCCACCAACAACUACAACAGAGCCACCAACCACUUCAACAACAGAACUACAAACCACUACAACAGAGCCACCAACCACUACAACAGAGCCAACAACCACUACAACAGAGCCAACAACCACUACAACAGAGCCACCAACCACUACAACAAAAGAGCUACCAACAACUUCAACAACAGAGCCACCAACGACUUCAACCUCAGAACCUCCAACCACUUCAACCACAGAACCACCAACUACUUCAACAACAGAACUACCAACCACAUCAACAACAGAACCACCAACCACAUCAACAACAGAACCACCAACCACUACAACAACAGAACCAACCACUACAACAACAGUAACAACGACCACUACAACAGAAAUAGGCGAUAUAUUUUCAUCAACAACAACAGACCCUUCAACCACUGCAACAACAGAUCCAACAACCACUACAACAGAAACACCAAACACAAGUUUUAAAGCAAUUGUAAAACUCGAUGCAGUGUAUAAUUAUACGACAACACUCGAGGCUGAUAUGAAGACAGCGUUUACAACAGUAUUCAGUAGCACCACGGGAUUUUUACGUGUUGACGUAAUUAAUGUAAUAAACGGAAGUAUUGUUACUGAUUUAAACGUCGCUGUUGGGUUAUCAUCGGAAGAAGAAGCACAGCGUGACCUGGCAAAGAUCUAUCGACAGUUACUGACAGGUGUAGUUAAAGUCCAUUACAACGGCCAAGAUUACUCUGUGGAGGAGUUGACAAUUACUAGCAGGAAUGGACAAAACACAACGUUCAACUCUUCUGUUGACAUCUGUGCCAUAUUCAUCAGUAUCAACGAAUGUUCAUUUGGAGUUUGUGUGGCAGUAGGGGAAGAUCCACAAUGCAUGAAUGAAACAACCACAACAGAUAUGACAAGCUCGGUAACAUAUACUACAACUACAACAGAGCCACCAACAACUACGACAGAGCCACCAACAACUACAACAGAGCCACCAACAACUACAACAGAGCCACCAACAACUACAACAGAGCCACCAACAACUACAACAGAGCCACCAACAACUACAUCAGAGCCACCAACAACUACAACAGAGCCACCAACAACUACAUCAGAGCCACCAACCACUACAACAGAGCCACCAACCACUACAACAGAGCCACCAACCACUACAACAGAGCCACCAACAACUACAACAGAGCCACCAACAACUACAACAGAGCCACCAACCACUUCAACAACAGAACCUCCAACCACUUCAACAACAGAACGACCAACUUCUUCAACAACAGAACCACCAACCACUACAACAGAACCAACAACUAAUACAAGUUUUAAAGCAAUUGUAAAAAUCGAUGCAGUGUAUGCUUUUACGACAACCCCCGAGGAUGAUAUGGAGACAGCGUUUACAACGGUAUUCAGUAGCACCACGGGAUUUUUACGUGUUGACGUAAUUAAUGUAAUAAACGGAAGUAUUGUUACUGAUUUCAACGUCAUUGUUGCGUUAUCAUCGGAAGAAGAAGCACAGCGUGACCUGGCAAAAAUCUAUCGACAGUUACUGACAGGUGUAGUUAAAGUCCCUUAUAAUGGCCAAAAUUACUCUGUGGAGGAGUUGACAAUUACUAGCAGGAAUGGACAAAACACAACGUUCAACUCUUCUGUUGACAUCUGUGCCAUAUUCAUCAGUAUCAAUGAAUGUUCAUUUGGAGUUUGUGUGGCAGUAGGGGAAGACCCACAAUGCAUGAAUAUAACAACCACAACAGAUAUGACAAACUCGGUAACAUAUACUACAACUACAACAGAGCCACCGACAACUACAACAGAGCCACCAACCACUACAACAGACACACCAACAACUACAACAACAGAACCACCAACCACUUCAACAGAGCCACCAACUACUUCAACAGAGCCACCAACUACUUCAACAGAGCCACCAACCACUACAACAACAGAGCCACCAACCACUACAACAACAGACCCUCCAUCCACUUCAACAACACAACCACCAACCACUACAACAAAACCACCAAACACAAGUUUUAAAGCAAUUGUAAAAAUCGAUGCAGUGUAUGCUUUUACGACAACCCCCGAGGCUGAUAUGGAGACAGCGUUUACAACGGUAUUCAGUAGCACCACGGGAUUUUUACGUGUUGACGUAAUUAAUGUAAUAAACGGAAGUAUUGUUACUGAUUUCAACGUCAUUGUUGCGUUAUCAUCGGAAGAAGAAGCACAGCGUGACCUGGCAAAAAUCUAUCGACAGUUACUGACAGGUGUAGUUAAAGUCCCUUACAAUGGCCAAAAUUACUCUGUGGAGGAGUUGACAAUUACUAGCAGGAAUGGACAAAACACAACGUUCAACUCUUCUGUUGACAUCUGUGCCAUAUUCAUCAGUAUCAACGAAUGUUCAUUUGGAGUUUGUGUGGCAGUAGGGGAAGACCCACAAUGCAUGAAUAUAACAACCACAACAGAUAUGACAAACUCGGUAACAUAUACUACAACUACAACAGAGCCACCGACAACUACAACAGAGCCACCAACCACUACAACAGACACACCAACAACUACAACAACAGAGCCACCAACCACUUCAACAGAGCCACCAACUACCUCAACAGAGCCACCAACUACUUCAACAGAGCCACCAACCACUACAACAACAGAGCCACCAACCACUACAACAACAGACCCUCCAUCCACUUCAACAACAGAACCACCAACCACUACAACAAAACCACCAAACACAAGUUUUAAAGCAAUUGUAAAAAUCGAUGCAGUGUAUGCUUUUACGACAACCCCCGAGGCUGAUAUGGAGACAGCGUUUACAACGGUAUUCAGUAGCACCACGGGAUUUUUACGUGUUGACGUAAUUAAUGUAAUAAACGGAAGUAUUGUUACUGAUUUCAACGUCAUUGUUGCGUUAUCAUCGGAAGAAGAAGCACAGCGUGACCUGGCAAAAAUCUAUCGACAGUUACUGACAGGUGUAGUUAAAGUCCCUUACAAUGGCCAAAAUUACUCUGUGGAGGAGUUGACAAUUACUAGCAGGAAUGGACAAAACACAACGUUCAACUCUUCUGUUGACAUCUGUGCCAUAUUCAUCAGUAUCAACGAAUGUUCAUUUGGAGUUUGUGUGGCAGUAGGGGAAGACCCACAAUGCAUGAAUAUAACAACCACAACAGAUAUGACAAACUCGGUAACAUAUACUACAACUACAACAGAGCCACCGACAACUACAACAGAGCCACCAACCACUACAACAGACACACCAACAACUACAACAACAGAGCCACCAACCACUUCAACAGAGCCACCAACUACCUCAACAGAGCCACCAACUACUUCAACAGAGCCACCAACCACUACAACAACAGAGCCACCAACCACUACAACAACAGACCCUCCAUCCACUUCAACAACAGAACCACCAACCACUACAACAAAACCACCAAACACAAGUUUUAAAGCAAUUGUAAAAAUCGAUGCAGUGUAUGCUUUUACGACAACACAAGAGGCUGAUAUGGAGACAGCGUUUACAACGGUAUUCAGUAGCACCACGGGAUUUUUACGUGUUGACGUAAUUAAUGUAAUAAACGGAAGUAUUGUUACUGAUUUCAACGUCAUUGUUGCGUUAUCAUCGGAAGAAGAAGCACAGCGUGACCUGGCAAAAAUCUAUCGACAGUUACUGACAGGUGUAGUUAAAGUCCCUUACAAUGGCCAAAAUUACUCUGUGGAGGAGUUGACAAUUACUAGCAGGAAUGGACAAAACACAACGUUCAACUCUUCUGUUGACAUCUGUGCCAUAUUCAUCAGUAUCAACGAAUGUUCAUUUGGAGUUUGUGUGGCAGUAGGGGAAGACCCACAAUGCAUGCAUGUAACAACCACAACAGAUAUGACAAGCUCAGUAACAUAUACAACAACUACAACAGAGCCACCAACAACUACAACUACAACAGAUCCACCAACCACUUCAACAGAGCCACCAACCACUUCAACAGAGCCACCAACCACUUCAACAACAGAACCACCAACCACUACAACAGAACAAACAACCACUAUAUCAGAACCAACUACCACAACAACAGAACUAACAACCACUACAACAGAACCAACAACUACUACAACAGAACCAACAACGACUACAACAGAACCAACAACGACUAUAACAGAAACAACAACAACUACAACAGAACCAACAACUUCUACAACAGAACCAACAACGACUACAACAGAACCAACAACUACUACAACAGUAUCAUCGACUAUAACUACCACUAUUACCACAUCAAUUGAGACCAGAUUUUCAAGCAGUAUAAAGUUCAAUGGAACUAACUCAACAUCUGUUAAAGAAGAUAUGAAUAGUUCGCUCACACAAAUAUAUAACGGUGUAAGUGGAUUUAAAAGAGUAGAAGUGAAAGAUGUAAGGUCUGGCAGUAUCAUUGUCGAAUAUGAUGUAUUUGUGGAUUUGUCGUCCGCCGACCAGGCACAGGCAGACAUAACAAACAUAGUUUUCCGCUUCCUAUCCUUGGAAUUGCAAAUCUCCUACAUGAACCAAACAUUUCCAGUAGACGAAGUGAGUGUGACAGACAAUUAUGGAGCCACACAAAGCAUAACAAGAGAUAUGGACAACUGUACCAUCUUUACUGCGCUCCAACCAUGUCCUUCAUAUAUGAUCUGUACAGUAAAUGGAAACAGUAUUAGUUGUGUAAAUAAAACCUCAGAGCAACCUAGCACUACAACUACAACGGAAACAACAACAACGACAGAAACGCCCAGUACGACAAUGGAAUCCACCACUACAACCGAACAAACUACUGUGACAUCAGAGUCGACAACUACCACUACAACAGAACCUACCACAACAACGAUAGAAACGACAACAACCACAGAACUUCCGACAACAACAAUAAUAGAAACCACUACCACCACAGAGGUACCGACAACAACAACAAUAGAAACAACUACCACCACAGAGGUACCGACAACAACAACAACAACAAUAGAAACCACUACCACCACAGAGGUACCGACAACAACAACAACAAUAGAAACCACUACCACCACAGAGGUACCGACAACAACAACAACAAUAGAAACCACUACCACCACAGAGGUACCGACAGCACCAACAACAACAGAAGCUACUACCACCACAGUGGAAAUUACCACAACCACAACAGAAGCUACCACCACGACAACAGCUGAGCCAACAACAGUGGUGCCACCAAUAAAUAAUGCGCUAGCAUUUGGUGAUGUAGCUGGGGAUUCUAUGUUGACUGGCGAUGAUCGUUCGUCUCCAGCAUUACAAUCUCCCACAUUGCUACAAUUUGGAAAUGGUCAAUUGGGUGGAUUUCACGAGGUUUACAUUGGAACAAAUGGCAUCAUAGGACUUGGAGAGAUAUAUAAUAGCUUUUCAAUUGAAGAGAUGACUUCAUUUAGACUAAGAGAACGUAGAAUUAUCUGUCCAUACUGGACCGACCUAAUGACUUAUGGAAGUGAUUCAGCAGUUUACUACAAUGUUUACAAGAGUGAAAAUACAGCUGAUAGCAAGACUUUACAUGAAGUAGACAGAAUUAUCCAAGAAACAUUCAAGGAUUUUAAAACAUUCCAAUCUUCAAUCGUUUUCAAAGCAACAUGGAAAAAUAUGGCGUUUUAUGCAGACAGUUCAAAGAGAAUCUCUUUCCAAGUUCUCGUUGUAUCGGAUGGCCAGCAUUUAUUUAGUGUAACGAAUUAUCUCGACGUUGGGGUCAGUAAUCUACCUGGAAGCCAUGUUUCAAUUGGUUACAGAUACAAAGGAUUAUCUAGAAGAAAUACAUAUUCAUGGCAAAAUGCUGCAUUUAGAAUGUCAUCUAUUCCCGGAAAUACUGCUUAUACAGGAUUAUGGGUGGAGAAAUUGACAGAUGAUAACAUUAGGAUUAAUCCACUAGAGAAAGAGUGCUACAGCUGGUAUUCUAGACAGGCAUUGACUCUGAGACCAAAUGUUUGGUGGUUGACAUGUCCUUGUAGUGGCAGAGGCAUGAGGUUUUUUGGUUUCCGAUUUUUCCUUCAUCGGAUUGAAGGAGACAUUAUAUGUUACGUAUCAAUCACCUUUGGAGCAACUUUGGAGUGCUGUUAUUCAUAUAAUAGUUAUUUCGGAAUCAUAGGCUCGUUAAUAAGUCGGAUUCCUGAUACCGGCUCAACUCUGUCUGCCAAUCCUUUCUUUCAACCUAACGAUUAUUAUAUUGAUAACCUAAGACCAAAAGAGGCUUGCUGUGCAUCUGGACAUUGCGAUUGGUACUACAGCUAUAGACCAAGACCUUUUUUCUGUUUAAGGUUAAUUCCAGUAAGAACAGCCUGGUUCUGGGGAGAUCCACAUAUCAACACUUUAGACGGUGGACAAUACACUUUUAAUGGUUUCGGUGAAUACACAAUGAUGAAAAUAGACCACAAUGGAACACAGUUUGAACUCCAAGCCCGAACAGAUUUAGCAACUACCGCCAAUGGCACAACAAUCAAUGCGACAAUAUUUAGUGCUUUUGUAGCUAAGGAUCAUACAGGUUCAAUAGUUCAAGUGGAAAUGUCAAGAAACAGGGACAAGAUGUAUGUGCGUGCAAAUGGGAGAGAUAUAACAACAAAUAUUGAGAGCGAUCCUAAUUUUAUCUUAAGAACCGUCAACUUUACAGUGUCUGAAGAUAAUGGAACAGUUGAGGCAUCCUUUGUUCAAAGCGCAAUCACAAUCAAAUUCAGCUUAGGCGUCAGAUUCUUAACUUCGGAGUCAAUGGUAGAUGAAAAAUACAGUGGACAAGUUGUAGGGUUGAUGGGAAAUUUCGACGGAAAUUCCACUAAUGAUUUCAUUCUUCCAAAUGGCACCAUUCUGUAUGGUAGUGAAGUAGAUAGUGAGCGAAAAAUCUACAAUAAUUUUGGACAGCAAUGGUCGAUUGACAGUGACAAAUCACACUUUCAUUAUGAUACUGGGCUGUCUCAUGCUAAUUUUACCCACCCAGAAUUCGUGCCUUUCUACAUCGACGAACAACCACAGGACAAAGUCAACCGAUCCAGAGAAGUAUGUGGUGGUGCCAGUGCCUCACAGGCCUGUAUAUUCGACUAUCUUGCUACAGGUGACGAAUCCUUGGCCAAAUCUUCAGGAGAUGACGCAGCAACCUCUGCAAGUGAUACAGCAUCUUUAGAAAAUGAGAUUCCACAGAUCAGUGGCGAUUCCCAAAUUAAAGCUAAGUUCAAUGAGUCAGUAGAACUUAAGUUUAAUGCAAGCGACGAUGGAACGUACUCAUACAAGAUAAUUCAACAACCGCUUGGAUUUACCUUUGAUAAUGCCACUGGCAUAGCAACAUGGAUUCCACAAGAUACUGGUGUCACAAACAUCAGCAUUACUGUUGUGGAUGAUAAAGGAGAAGAGGCGGCUCCCAUAGACGUGGCUAUUGUCCUCUGUUCUGGUUGUAAUGACCACGGGACAUGCGAUUACAACACCACACGGACGUCUAACAGUGAUAUGUUUAAAUACGCGGCCUGUAACUGUACCAUUGGAUACUCAGGGCAGGACUGUGAGAACGACACCGAUGGUUGUGCUGAUUCUCCGUGUGCCCAGGGUAGAACUUGUGAGGAUAUCAAGCCUGAAGAAGAGGCAGUAUUAGGGCGAGGAUACAAUUGUUCUGAUUGUCCGGCGGGGUAUAUCAUAAAGGAUGAGAAAUGUGAAGAUAUAAAUGAAUGUAACAGUACAACUACCAAUGACUGCGACGAAGCCUCACAAAACUGUGUUAAUACAGAGGGAAGUUUUGAAUGCAACUGUAAAGAUGGAUUUAGGAAAGUAGGAGACAAUUGUCAAGAUAUCGAUGAAUGUACGGAGAGUACCUCUGGGUGUGAACAGCUCUGUUCUAACAGUGCAGGGUCUUUUGAAUGCUCUUGUAUCAGCGGAUAUACAUUGAACAGUGACAACAAAACAUGCACUGGAGAAAACAGUUGUCCAGGGUUAAAUUGUGAAUAUGCAUGUAAUAACGAAACUGGUGCAGCGCCUGCAUGCAUAUGCAAGACUGGAUAUAGAUUGGUGAAUAGCGAAAAUUGCACAGAUAUUGAUGAAUGCGAGGUAGGAGGUGUGUGUUCGCAGAAAUGUAAUAAUUCAAUUGGAUCCUACACAUGUUCUUGUUUUUCCGGAUAUCAACUAAACGACGAUAAAACAACAUGUUCAGCUUGUGAACCUCCAAACUAUGGCGUGAAUUGCCAAAGCACAUGCAAUUGUGGUCAAGGUAUGGAUAGAUGUGAUCCAGUCACAGGAUGUGUGUGCAAGACUGGUUGGGAAGGAAGUAAUUGUGACGUGGACAUCAUUGAAUGUACCGUAAAUCCGACCAUAUGUGGGAGUGAUAAAAUAUGUCAGAAUCUGCAAGGAUCGCAUGCAUGUAACUGUAGGGCUGGUUUUGCGAGAGAUUCUAACGAUAACUGCAUAGAUAUUGAUGAGUGUAACAUAGUCACGUCAAACAAUUGUUCUUCGUCAACUUCGACGUGUAAAAAUAAAGAUGGAGGAUUUGUUUGCGAAUGCAAAUCUGGAUAUACAGCCAAAAAUCUCUACGAAUGUGAAGACUUCAACGAAUGCACAGCCGGAACUGACGGAUGCAGCCAAAACUGUGUGAACGUAGACGGAGGUUUUAAUUGCGAAUGUGAAUUUGGUUAUACAUUGGGCGACGACAGAAAAACGUGCAUCAAAGUACAAGACAUUUGUUCCUUGUUUCCUCAAUUGAACUGUACCUAUGGUUGUAAAGCAAAUAACUCACAAGGAUCUUGUUUUUGUCCCGCUGGCUUUUUACUGAAUGCACAGGACCAACAGUCUUGUCUUGAUAUUGAUGAAUGCAAUGACGCCAGCUUGAAUAAGUGUUCUUUUCCAAAUCAAUGUGUGAAUGUUGAUGGGUCAUAUAACUGUACAUGCCCUGACUUUCAUACCUUAGACAAUGAUGGACGAACGUGUAAAGAAUGUGAUGGGUUUUCGUAUGGAAAGACUUGUGAAAACGCCUGCAACUGUGGGCAAGGUGCUUCCACGUGUGACAAAGAAAAAGGUUGUGUCUGUUUAGCUGGUUGGACAGGUGAUAAAUGUGACCUCGAUAAGGACGAGUGUGCUGCCAGCAACCCAUGUACUGGUGACCAUCAAAUAUGUCAAAACAGCAUCGGAUCUUACAACUGUAUUUGCGAAACAGGGUUCAAUCAUACUGGUGGAAUUUGUAUAGAUAUCAAUGAAUGCGAUAAUUCACCAUGCAGUCAAAUUUGUACGAACACCGAGGGGAGUUACUCGUGUAGUUGUAACGACGGAUUCCUUCUGUCCAAUAACUCAGAAUGUACGGAUUAUAACGAGUGCCUGGCACCAGUCCGUCCCUGUGAUCAGCAAUGCACCAACACAAUAGGAAGUUACAAAUGCUCCUGCAACGACGGAUUCAUUUUAAAUAUUACUACUAGAACAACGUGCUACGCCAAAACGGAGUGCACAAAUACGACAUUUAACUGCUCACAGCAAUGCGGAAUCAAUCUAGAUAAGGAAGAGUACUGUUUUUGUAACUCUGGGUAUUCCUUGAAUGAAACCGACCAAAUCAGCUGUUUAGACAAUGAUGAAUGUGCGACUAACCCGUGUUCUGACAACUGCACUGAAAAUGCACCUGGUCAGGGAUAUACUUGCUCCUGUCCUCCGGGGAAAAAAUUGGACAUUGAUCAGAGGACCUGCAUUGACUGUGAAAAUGGAAAAUAUGGAGACAACUGUGCCUCAAACUGUACUUGCCAGGCUGAAAACACUGACGUGUGUGACAAAGUAUUAGGCAACUGCACAUGCAAAAAGGGGUGGGAAGGAUCAACCUGUACAGAAGAUAUUAAUGAAUGUGAAAAUGCUACUAUUUGUCAAGCUAACUCCUUAUGUCAAAACACAAAUGGAUCCUAUUCUUGUAACUGUGAUGAGGGAUAUUCACUGGCUGCUGGAAAAUGCGUCGAGUGUGCUUUGAAUACGUAUGGUCUAGAUUGUGCAAGUCAGUGUUCUUGUGAUUUCACAAACACCAAGUCAUGUGACACGAAAAAUGGAACUUGUUACUGCAAAGUGGGAUGGAAAGGAACUAAUUGUACAGAAGACGUUUUGGAGUGUGCUAACGCGACUAUCUGUGGUCCAAACGCUCUAUGCUCGGAGACAAACGGAUCCUAUGUAUGUAACUGCGACGUUGGCUUUAAAAAGGAUGCUUCUGGGUCUUGUGUCGAUAUUAACGAAUGUACACUUGGAACUGACACUUGUGACACCAAUGCUGAAUGUACUAACACUGUUGGAAAUUUCACGUGUUCUUGUAAAACUGGAUUUAGUGGAGAUGGUUAUUCCUGUUCAGCUUGUAAUAGUACACAUUAUGGUGUUGACUGUUCCUCUCGGUGCAUGUGCAUUGAGGAUAAUACAGCAGACUGUAAUGACGUCACUGGACAGUGUAAUUGCAAAGCAACAUGGAAUGGAACAAACUGUGACGUAGAUGUCGAUGAAUGUGUGUUAGGGACAGAUGACUGCAACUCUUCAAUUGAGAUCUGUGUUAACAGAGAUGGCGGGUGGAAUUGUUCCUGCCGAUAUGGAUCAGCAAAUGGAGUUUGCAAUGCCAUGACAACAACAGCAAAUCCUGAAACGACAACCGAAAGCACAGAAACGAGUACAGAUGUUACUCAGUCAGUGGAUAGUACUACAUCAAGUUCGCAAAGUAAUCCAACAACUACUGGAGGUAGUACUGAGUCAACAACCCAAAGUACACAGAGUACUCAGUCAGUGGGCAGUACCAUGACAAGUGCUGUAACAACUACAGUGGGUAGUGCAAGUACUACAAGAGUUGGCUGUAACAACACACAUUUUGGAAUUGGCUGCGAUCAAACGUGUCCAUGUAAUACUACAAACACCUUAGAUUGUAAUGAUAACGAUGGUACCUGUACUUGCCUUCCUACCUGGUCCGGAACGGAUUGCACAAUUGACGUAGAUGAGUGUAUUACCAAUAGCAGCGCCUGUAACGCUACUACUGAAAAGUGUGUGAACAACGAUGGUGGAUUUAGCUGUGUCUGUCUGUAUGGAAAUAGCAGUACCGGCUGUAUAGAAAAAGUACCUGCAUAUGUACCAGAAUCGACUGAAGUAAAACUUGGAGUAGUUUUGACUUUCCCAAAUGACAUACCACUUUCUGACUAUGAGAAUGUUAAGCAAUCGAUGAAUAGAUCGCUUGACGCUUUUUACAAAGACAGAAUUGCUGGAUUUAUUAAAGUGAUAAUCCUUGUCAUCAGGAGAGGAAGUACAAUUGUUGAACACGAAGUUGUAGCAGACAAAUCAGAAGAAGCAAACCAAGAUCUUGUGAAAUCUGUGUUAAGUUUGACCAAAGGAGAAAGCAAAAUCACGUAUGAAAAUACACCGCUUACUGUAUCAUCAGUAGCAGUAAAUGACGCAUCUGGAAACCCUAAAGUUAUCACAAACACAUCUUCGAAAUGUGACCUGUAUGUUAUCAACAAUCCGUGUGGGGAAAAUGAGAAAUGUGUUGAAGACAAUGCCAGGGCUUAUUGCACAGGAAUUGUGGAUUCGAGUGACGAUUUCAAGUUAAUUGUUGGACUUGGGGUCGGAAUACCGCUCUUCGUUCUUGCAGUUCUUAUUGGUAUCAUAAUUGCUUUCUUUGUUCGAAGAAGGCGUCAUCCAAGAGAAAUGUCGUUAUCGUCUUCUGAUGACAAUUUUGAAAACACUUAUGGCAGAGAUGGAAUGUACUUUUCCUCGGGGAUGCCGACUAAGAUCGACAGCUGGGGUCGUUAUGGGUCUCCAUAUUCUCCCCAUAACUGGUCAGGUCACGACGGCAAGAGAGGAAGGGAUGGUUUUGAUGAUUACAGUACCAGGGAACCAUACAUGUAUGACAAUGGCGUACAGUCAAAUUUUUCGUGGGACUUCAUGUAUCAAGCUUUACAACCAAAUGAAAAGUUUCAAAUAAAACGUCCAGAGGUUAGCCCUAAACCUAGAAACACAGAGUGAUAAUGGAGAGAAUGGAGACCGAUUAACAUAUCAUGUGUUCAGGAAGCUACUUUGUGCCAUAGACAAGUGAUCUGUUCAAUAACUAGCAGCAGCCAAGUGUACAACCUGUAUAUGACAUUGCCACGGGUCCUAAUGGCCAUCAGUAUACAUAUCAUAAAACGAAACGGUGUGAGAAAAAAAAUAUACACAACUUAUAAAUAGGGUUUGAUUGCGAAUGGAUGUGUGUAUGGCAUGUUGAUUGUGAAGUGAAUAUAAAUAUUUUAUUGAAAACAUAUUUUUAUAUAGUUCAUGUAUGUUUGUAAAGCUUUUAUCAUAAAAGCAACAAAAUCAAACUUAAAAACAUUACAAAUGAAGAUUUGUUGGGGUUUUUCUCAAUAAAAUUGAAUGCUGUAUAUCAGGUCUAUCGUAAAUACAUUAUCAAAUGUGCAGUUUUGUACCCAUUUUUCCUGGGGACUUGUCUUUAUUAAUGUAUACAAGAUAUAUGUAAGCCUAAUGUUAAACUAUUAAUGUAUAUUCUAGGUUCUUUCAAGUGUAUUUUGCAACUAUAUCAGGGGAAUAGUUAGAGGGUUUGUUUUAGAAAUUAUGAUUAAUAUACUUUUAAAUUUUAUAUAUGAUACAUAAAUAUAUAUUUUUCAAAUAUACCAAUCGAAAUUGUGUAUUGUUCUAUUAUAAUAAAUUUGUUAUUUUUGCUUAA